Messenger RNA from Chionomys nivalis (European snow vole), 4818 nucleotides. It is a transcript of the gene Itm2b, whose product is annotated as integral membrane protein 2B. NCBI's taxonomy places the organism in Eukaryota, Metazoa, Chordata, Mammalia, Rodentia, Cricetidae. Gene Ontology annotation, biological process: negative regulation of amyloid precursor protein biosynthetic process. The transcript has 6 exons. Gene Ontology annotation, cellular component: Golgi apparatus; extracellular exosome; plasma membrane. The coding region runs from base 185 to 985 and encodes 266 amino acids. The record is from RefSeq and is a predicted model, not a curated record. Gene Ontology annotation, molecular function: amyloid-beta binding.
CCCGUGCCCCAGCUGCGAGGCCGGGAACCGGGCUGCUCUGAGCUGCUGCUUUCGCGCAGUCCGCUCCUCUGCCGCAGCGUCGCGUCCUGAGCUCGGCCGACGAGGCUGCACUCGCAGCCGGGAUCCCGCCACCCGCGACCCCAGCCUUCGUCGCCGCCGCCCGUAGGGCGCCCCAGGCCGCACCAUGGUGAAGGUGACGUUCAACUCGGCGCUGGCCCAGAAGGAGUCCAAGAAGGACGAGCCCAAGAGCAGUGAGGAGGCGCUCAUCAUCCCUCCGGAUGCCGUGGCUGUGGAUUGCAAGGACCCGGAGGACGUGGUCCCAGUUGGGCAGAGAAGAGCGUGGUGUUGGUGCAUGUGCUUCGGACUGGCCUUCAUGCUUGCUGGUGUCAUCCUUGGAGGCGCCUACCUGUACAAGUAUUUUGCACUUCAGCCGGAUGAUGUGUACUACUGCGGGCUCAAGUACAUCAAAGAUGACGUCAUCUUGAACGAGCCUUCUGCAGAAGCCCCAGCUGCUCGCUACCAGACAGUUGAAGAGAAUAUUAAGAUCUUUGAGGAGGACGAGGUGGAAUUCAUCAGCGUGCCUGUGCCAGAGUUUGCAGACAGCGACCCCGCCAACAUCGUGCACGACUUUAACAAGAAACUCACUGCUUACCUGGACCUUAACCUGGACAAGUGCUACGUGAUCCCUCUGAACACAUCCAUCGUUAUGCCGCCCAGAAACCUGCUGGAGCUGCUCAUUAACAUCAAGGCUGGAACCUACUUGCCCCAGUCGUACCUUAUUCACGAGCACAUGGUGAUUACCGACCGCAUCGAAAACGUGGAGCACCUGGGCUUCUUCAUCUAUCGACUGUGUCACGACAAGGAAACCUACAAGCUGCAGCGCCGAGAAAGUAUUAGAGGUAUUCAGAAGCGCGAAGCCAGUGACUGUUUCAACAUUCGGCAUUUCGAGAACAAAUUUGUUGUGGAAACUUCAAUUUGUUCUUGAGCAGUCAAGAAAAGCGUGGGGAGACAUUUAAUGCCACAGUAUAGCCCUCCCUUGUAUUUUGUGCAGUGAUUAUUUUUUAAAAUCUUCUUUUCGUGUAAGUAGCAAACAGGGCUUCACUGUCUUUUCAUCUCAUUUAAUUCAAUUAAAACCAUUAUCUUUAAAAAACAAACAAACAAAACCAAACCUUUUUUUGUUAGCGUGGUGUCUUUGACAUUUGAGUUAGCGAAUGUGCGGGGUCCUAGGUAAGAUUUGCUUCUCCAUAGAGCUUACAUUCUAAGAAUAAUUUCAUUUAUCUGGAUUUUCAUGUGUUACUUCUAUACUUCCAAGAGGAAGGGUUACCUAAAAAAAAUAGUCAUUUGCAUAUGUUAAGAUGACCACAGUGACUUUACUUGUAGAUGCUACCAGCCCUGCUCCCUAGUUGUUAGCCUGGAGCCCACCCUCUAAUACAUAUUCCUUUAGUUAAAAUGUGCAGUAUUUUUGGUGUUGCAUUUAACUACUUUAGAGGAUUAUGUCAGCCUGAUGUUUUAAUAUCCUAGCCCUCUGCUGUACUAAGAUUUUAGAGAAAUGUUUGGAAUUUAAGAAACAACUUACGUUACUAAUUUGUAUAGCCCACAUCUGUGCAAUGGAAUAUAAAUAUCGCAAAGCCAUGUGAUGAGGCUGUGUGUUGUUAUUCCCACAAGAGAAAAACCAAAGAAGCAUUUGGUUCUCCAUAUUUUAAGGUAAUCCACGUACAUAGAGAAUGAAGCUAUUUUAUAAAACCUGGUUCUCUACAUACAGUUAAAAAGUCAGUUUUUUUUUAAAUAAAAUAAGCCAUUAAUAACUAAAACAGAUUCUUUGUGGAUGUUGUUAAAGUCACUCUUAUUAUCAAACUUGAAUGAUGCUCCCUUUUCCUCUAAUGGAAGGUUAUUCUCGAGGCCAUGCCCUUUGAGAAGCACAAGAUGUGGGUCUGAGUAGUUGGGACAAUGUCUCUCUGGGCUCUGUGUUUGCCUCUAAUAGUAGGAAGAUAGACACGAACCACAGUACCUGACAAGUUACGGCAGGGAUUAGUCGUUAUUUCGGGCUUUGAAGCAGUUUCACUCUGAAAACUAGGCUGACCUGAAAAUUGUAUCUAAUCAGGCUAGUUUUGAACUCUUGGUGAUUUUCCUGCCUCUGCUUCCAGGGUGUUAGGAUUACAGGCGUGAGCACCACCCCUGACUUUUAUCUCUGAGGUUGCUUCUUACCUGAAGUAAUUCAUAAUCCAAGGAAUGUAAGAUACCUGAGUAGGACCCAGGUGAGGUUCGGAAGUUAGGAGUGCUUCCUGCUGUUCUAGAGGACCCAGGUUCAGUUCCCAGCACCCAUGUUGAAUGGCUCACAACUGCAUGUGUUUUGGGGAUCUAAUGCCCUCUUCCCACUCCCACUGGUACCUGCACAUGAUGCAGCAUACACACGAAUAAGAAUUUUAAAAAAACCUGAGAGUGGUUUUGCUACAGAUUCCUGAGAUAAAACUUUUCAAUCCUGACUUUAGGUCAGAAAUUUUGAAACUUCAGAAGUCUAUAAAGGUUUUGGUCUGGAACCUGCUCUGAGGUCAGAAGGAUGUGUUGUGACUCUGGCCUUUUUGGUUUUGUUUUGAUAAAACCGUCAGAGCGUGAGCACAGCCAAGUGGAUAGUAGGGAGGGAGAAUUUUCCUUUAGAAGCAAGCUUUCACUAGAUGAGAACUGUAUUUUCCGGAUUUUAAAAGGGGCCUGUGAGCGUCCUAUAUUGCACCAGCACGUACUUAUGUGGGGAGAUAAAUUCCUCAAAGGAAAAAAGUUUCACAUACGUGGCUCUUUAUAGUCCAUUGUGACUAAUGAGAAGUCGGCCAGCUACAGUUCGUUAUAAUAAUUACUGAAAGACCCUCAUUUAAAUAUUUCUGUAAUCUGUGACUCAGAGCUGGGGCCUUGUAGGUGCUGUACAAAUGCCCUAUCGCUGCUCUUGCCCCGUUCUCUGUGUAGUCUGUUCAGGCUGUUGUUUGGUAGUUCACGGGCAUUAAGGUCUGUGAUUUAAAGCAGUAUGCUAGUUUGUUCUUCCAUUUAAGAUAGUGAAGCAAUAGGGUAGGAAGCUGUGGCAACAUCCAGAGUGUCUCACUGACUUCACACAGUGUGUAUGAGUUUGCUGACAGUCAGUAUCGUGGGCUCCAGCAAAAUGUUUCAUUAGAACCGUGUAAGAACUUCAUAUAGCGCUAGUUAAAACACUUGAUUGUGCUGAACAUUUACAACCGCAACCAUUGGUUCAGCUGGAUUGGGGUAGCGGGAUUAUCUAUGCCUUUAUUUCCAUUACUAAUACAUCAAUAGAGUAGAGUGCCCCAGUCAGGAGUGGCGGUGUGUGCCUGUUCUGAACGAGUUCAAAGCAACAUGAACAACGUGAGGGUUACUGUGACAUUCAACUGCCUGGCAAGAUCUUGGAAGAAAGAAGAGAAGAAAAAGCUGCUCUCAUCCAUACGUGGUCAGCUGUCUCCCCUCCCAGGAAUCAGAAUUACUGGGUGAGAUUCUAGGAGGAGCCAUUUGAUCUCAAGUGCUGUGGCAGAGCCUUGGAGAAGCUAGAGAGUAAAGGAUCUGAAAGGACAUUGAACAAGCAAACCCAUAGGACUAGGUUCACAGUUUCCUAGGGGACUGCUGACCUUGAGUUCUCUUUGCAGGUGGGAUGCUGUGUGAAAUACAGGCUAGUGACUUACCAACAGGUAUUUGAUUCUUACAACUGUAGGCUGGAAGGCCAAAAUCAAGGUACUUCUGGUGAGGGCCUGCUUUGUCAUCAACAAUAGACACCUGUGUUCUCUCUGAGUCCUCUGCUGUAAGGACACUGGUUCCAUUCCUGUGGGCUCCACCCUUACGACCACCCAAAGGCUCCCAUCCCUUAGUGCCAUGCCACCUUGGAGAUUAGAAUUUCAACAUAAAUGUUGUGUGUGUGGCUGGGUCAGGAUGGUAGAGUUCCGACUACAGGAACUCUAAAUGGCUUUGAAAACCCAGGGUGGGCCUAGUUGGCACAUUCUGUUGCUUCUGUGUAACAAAGAGCCCAGAAGUCAGAAAACAAAUGGUUGGGACUCUGAUUUAUCAUCUGUGACAGAGGAACGAGGGACGCUCUGGCUCAAGAGGUAGCUGAUGGCUAAAAAUGAUUUGUAUUAACGCGGUACAAUUGUUGGCAGUUCAUGCUGUUUUUGAACCCAGUAUUGCUGACGAUGAACUAGUAAACGCCAAACUUUCUUUUAAGUAUGUAAUUUUUUUUUGUUGCAUUUCCUGACUCCUUUAUAUUCUCAUACCAGGUUUUAGUAAACGGGAUGGGGGGGGAGAGUACACAGUGAUCUGAGCGAUAUUCAUCUCAAAUGCCAGAAGUAGGAGUGUGGAGCUAAAAUUCAGACAGUCUAAUAGUGCAACCAAAAAUCAGAUGGAUUAUUGGAAGGAGACAGUGCGGGUUGUACUUUUGAAUAUGCUUAUGAGCUAAGGCUGGCUGAAUUUAGGAUUCUUUAAUAGUUCAGUAUAUUAAAGACUCCUCCACUGAGCAGGGAUGUUGCCCAGGUGUCUGUAAGUUAUUCUGUGUUGGACACUGACUCUGGCAUAUUUGAGGCUUUAUUUUCUAAACAAGGACUUCAGCAUGUCUGUUUAGAAAAAGGACAGCCCUUCAUCCUGUAUUAUCCAAAGUCAUUGUUUUUCUGUCUUGGUCUUUGUAGUUAAUGCUUAUUCGAAUAAGGCAUGAUUCAGUCUCUGCUGCCUAUUAAUCAUUUCAGGCUUUUGUCAUGUUGAAAACAUCAGUAAGAACCACUUCAGACUUCUGAGCUAUUUAUUGAACUCUGACCCCAAGAAUUAAAAUGUUUUCUGUUGCCA